GAAGAAAUCUGAACUCCCAAAAAACGGAUCAAUGAAUGAAGGAGAGCCUUCAGGAAGUGGUGAAGAAGAAUGUAAAAUAUCACUGUUUGAUUAUUCUGUUGAGAGUCAUUUAAAGGCAGUGGAAUCGAUCAGUGUUCUCUGCGGUGAAGCUGGUACUGAUAUCGACGAGUCUGAUAUCGAGAGACUAUCAUCAUCAGCUACACUCUUGAGGUUCCACAACUCCUACUCGUUGGUUUUGAUACUCACUAAUCUAAUCUCACCUGCGGGAAAAAAAAUGUUUAGGGAAUGGAGGCAUUUUAAUUAUGAACCAAAAUCUUUUGGAUUCUAUAACGAGGAUGUAAAAAGCAGUGGACCAAAGGAUUUCAACAGGCAAACUUUGCCUCAGUUUUCUUCAGCACGAGCUCCUAAGGUUAAGAUAUAUGACGAUGAAUCAUCAUCAUUUGCAAGGAUUUUGUUAUGCAUGUUGGAGGUUCUGUUUGGGCAUUGGAGUGGUGUCCCAGAGUUCAUGGAAAUCCAGAUGCUCAAGCAAAAUUUUAUGGCUGUGGCUACUCAUCCGCCUGAAUCAUACAGUCACAAGAUAGGCGUUCGGCUUUCAGGUAGAGGACUUAUUCAGAUAUGGUGCGUUAUAAACAGAACAUGUGAAAAAAAAAGCGCCCAUACAUCAGGGAAGAAUCAGAAGUUGACGGGAAAGUCUCAAAAGAAACCAUCCGACGAAACUACUAAUAAAACAGAACCUAAAAAAACGAGAGGCAGGCCCAGAAAGCAUCCGGCGGUAGAGACAACAGAGCCUAAGAAACCAAGAGGAAGACCUAGAAAGAAGAGUACUAGUGAGCUUCCUAUUGAUCUUGAUGGUGACGUUCUCUACGUUGAAGCUUUGUCUGUUCGGUAUCCAGAAGAUUCAGUUGUUCCCGCAACUCCUCUUCGGAUUCUAGGAGAAACUUCAGUAACGGAAACUAAUAUCAACAAUGAAAGCUCAGAACUAGUGUUGUCUUCAGAAAAUGCAAAUAUCAAACUUCCCGUACGGAGAAAGAGACAGAAAACCCAACGUGCUGAAGAAACUUGCAAACCCGUGCUAUCAGAAGAUAGUGAAGCUGUCGGAAACGUAGCAGGCGAACCAUCCUCAGAUAUAUCUGAAGACAUUGCUCUUCCAAGGGUUGUCUUAUGCCUGGCCCACAAUGGAAAAGUUGCCUGGGAUAUGAAAUGGCGUCCCUUAUAUGCAGAUAAUUCUCGUAAUAAGCACAGAAUGGGAUAUUUAGCUGUCUUGCUGGGAAAUGGAUCUUUGGAAGUGUGGGAUGUUCCAAUGCCUCAGGCCAUUUCAGCUGUAUAUUUAUCUGCAAAGAAAGAAAAGACUGAUCCUCGUUUUGUGAAACUGGCUCCCGUUUUCAAAUGUUCAAACUUGAAGUGUGGUGAUGCGCAGAGUAUUCCCUUAACAGUUGAAUGGUCGACUUUUGGGAACCCUGAUUUCUUACUCGCUGGUUGCCACGAUGGCACGGUUGCUCUCUGGAAAUUUUCUAAAACAAAAUCUUCCGAAGAUACAAGACCUUUACUUUUCUUCAGCGCAGAUACAGCUCCUAUUAGGGCAGUUGCAUGGGCUCCUUGUGAAAGUGAUGCGGAAAGUGCAAACGUAAUAGCUACCGCUGGACAUGGAGGUCUGAAGUUUUGGGACUUACGUGAUCCAUUCCGUCCUUUAUGGGAUUUGCACCCGGUACCAAGAUUUAUUUACAGCCUCGACUGGUUACCAGACCCAAAAUGCGUCUUAUUGUCCUUUGACGAUGGAACAAUAAGAAUCCUUAGCUUGGUGAAGGUUGCGUACGAUGUUCCCGCAACCGGAAAGCCUUAUCCUAACACAAAACAGCAAGGCUUAAGCGUUUAUAACUGUUCAUCUUUCCCCAUCUGGAGUAUUCAAGUAUCACGGCUAACAGGCAUGGCAGCUUAUUGCACUGCCGAUGGGUCCACUUUCCAUUUCCAGCUUACGACCAAAUCAGUGGAAAAAGACUCGAGAAAUCGGACUCCGCAUUACCACUGUGGACGAUUGACAAUGAAUGAUUCCACUUUUAUAGUGCAUAGUCCAGUACCUGACAUACCGAUCAUCUUGAAAAAACCGGUUAGCGAGACCGGUGAGAAACAGAGAUGCCUUCGAAGUCUCUUGAAUGAAUCUCCUAACCGAUACGCAUCUCCGGUUUCAGAUGUUCAGCCUCUAGCUUUAGCAAACAACGAGGAUCCAGGGUUAGAGUCUGAAACCGAGGGGACUAACAACAAAGCAUCAAAAUCAAAGGCAAAGAAAGGAAAGAGUAAGACAACAGAGGAGGACGAGUACAGAGGGGCAUUGGUCUGUGUUAAAGAAAGUGGCAACGAUGAAGAAGAAGGAAGAAGAAAGGAAGCAAGCAACGGUAGCAGCGGAGUGAAAGCGGAAGGGUUCCCGCCUAAAAUGGUGGCGAUGCACAGAGUGAGGUGGAACAUGAAUAAAGGAAGUGAGAGAUGGUUGUGUUAUGGCGGAGCUGCUGGGAUCGUUCGGUGUCAAGAGAUUGCUGCAUCUGCUUCGGUCGCUAAACAAAACUGGAGACCUCAGAGA
Thlaspi arvense is the source of this 2572-nucleotide messenger RNA. The record is from the annotation of a GenBank genome assembly. NCBI's taxonomy places the organism in Eukaryota, Viridiplantae, Streptophyta, Magnoliopsida, Brassicales, Brassicaceae.